AUGGGUUCAGCUGAGGACGUGUUCACCCCACUGUCUCAGUUAAAAUAUGGAAUGGACAAAUGUAAAGUUCGGGUGCGCAUCUCGCGGCUGUGGGAGUCCUUCAAUCCAAAAAAUGACACUUUGUUCGGCCUUGACUGCCUUCUGAUCGACGAUCAGGUGCUGCAUUCCGGUAAAACUAUGCAGGCGCGUGUAGAACCCGGCGAUAUAGAGCGGUUUGAGCACAGGCUAGUUGAAGGGAAGGUCUAUGCCUUGUCAGAUUUUCAUGUUGAUGUGCAGAGGGACUACUAUAUGUCAUGUAGCAAUGAGUGGACUAUCUUUGAGUUUGUUAAUUUCAAGGAUCUCCGUUCUAGGUGUGGCGACAACAGCUUAUUGACAGAUAUUCUGGGACACGUAGUAGGUGUCGGGGGGCUACAUGAGGUCACAAAAAGAUCCCGCGUUAUAGAAAUUUGCAAUGCAAGCAUUCGGGACUUGAGAGGAAAGGUACUUGGUGUCACACUGUAUGGUGAUAUUGCUUCUGGUUUUGCUGAAGAUAUGGCCGAGAAAGGCAAAGACGCCUCAGUUGUUGCUGUCUUUGCAGGGAUGUCUGUUGAUUCCUCAUCAUCGGUUUGCUCUACAACGUCUUCAGAGUACUAUCUGGAUUUGGAAAUGCCAGAGGUGCAAGAAUUCCGUGCAAAUCUGCGCAUUCAGAAAGCAAACCCUGUCCCCAAAAAAACUCCAGCGCAGAAGUUAGCCGAGAGUUGGCGAACAAUCGAACAGCUAAAAAACCUUGAUCCAGAAGAGUAUGACGAGGAUACCACGUUUUUGUGCAGAGUCUCUCUGAUAGACAUAGAUUGCAGCAAUGGCUGGUGCUACCUUGGAUGCGACACCUGCCAGAAGUCCAUGUACGGGGCCCCAAGGAAAUACAAGUGCGCGCGAUGUGGCCCGAUCAAGAGGCCAGUUCAGUGGUACAAGCUGAAGGCGAAGGUGGAAGAUGCCACGGGCACAAUGGACCUGAUGAUCUUCUGCGAGGUGGCGGAGGAGCUGGUCGGUGUCUCUGCAGAGGAGCUCGUCGGUAACAUCGAGGAAGACGACGAGUGGUACGCCCUGCCCGACGAAAUCGAUGAUCUUAUUGGCUCGACGCACACCUUCCAGGUUUUCGACAAGUACGUGAACGGGAGCUUCGCGGUGAGGUCGAUCAUGGACGAUGCUAGCGUCCCAGCCCCUCCUUCAGCCGCUAGUCAAUGCAAGGAGGUGGUGGACCCUGAGGGGAGCCAGAAACCUAACAAGCGCCUGCGAGGGGACGACUCGAUCAACUAGGGAAUGGGGGAGUAAUGGGACUAGUAAUAGUGUAUCUAGGGUAAUGCGUCUGAAAGGAUCAGGCAAUGGGUCUUUCUGUUAUUAUCCUUCUUCUACCUGGAAACUCCUGCAUCUACUGCUGUGGCUCCAUCUAGUGAUUGUGAUGGGCAACAGACCAGAAACCCUCUUGAACAUUGUUUACCUCUACCUGGAUGCCGUUCGUUGUAGAUUCAAUGGCUCAGGAGGCAAGUUUUCAGACUUACACCCAAAUCAAGUUCUCACUUGAUACAUCAUUAAUAGAGUAAAUUUGAAAUGAAGUGAACUAUACUGAAGCUUGC
This is a messenger RNA of Triticum aestivum (bread wheat), 1613 nucleotides long. Its product is annotated as replication protein A 70 kDa DNA-binding subunit A. Lineage: Eukaryota; Viridiplantae; Streptophyta; Magnoliopsida; Poales; Poaceae. The transcript has 9 exons. The coding region runs from base 1 to 1296 and encodes 431 amino acids. The record is from RefSeq and is a predicted model, not a curated record.